CGUGUUUUUCAGAAGAAAAGGAGUGUGUAAAUCAUCGUCGCGGUGAUGAACGAGGAUUUUAAUUCGUCCACGAAAAAUUUGACGCGUUUUCGGAGAUCAUAAAUGUUUAUAAGACAAAAUUCUUAUCGUGCUAUGAUGGAAGAGAUCAAACAAAAAACUGAAGCCAUCAGGAAGAAGCAGGAGCCACAGAAGGACGGAACUGAGCCAACAGCCAAAGAGACCUCAUCAUCAUCAUCAUCACACGGCCAAAAUAAGUCAUUGGACUCGAACAUAGAGGCCGCCAUGACACUCGCGCAGCAAAAGGCAGCAGCUUCCAGCUACACAACAGCCACUGGGAUUCAUGUGCUCCUGGUGGCAGCCAUUGUUUUAGUGUCUCUGGUCUGCAUUGGACUCUUGUUUGCUUAUGUCAGGUGCCAACAACAGCGCGAAAGUGUCAUGGCGGAGACUGCGCAUCACGCAGUUUCCAAGAUGCCCGGGCAGACAUAUUCCGUGUCGGAUUCCAUCAUCAGACAAAAUACGAAUAAUAAUAAUAAUAAUAAUGACAGGACAGUGAUGCAGGUGGACCCAGCACAUGUGCCAGAGGUCAUGUCCAUUGUGCCGCCUUCCGAGUGUCAGCCGGGUUUCAUGAAGGACCCCACCGGCAGGUGUCGCCCCAUCGUGUCUGCUGCAUCUCGCACCAAACAAAGCUGAAAGAAGCAAGAUUUCAGCAUGAUUGACGCACCUUUUUUUUAUACCUAUAUACGCAGUACCAUGCAAAAAUUUGAGGCUUAAUAGGACACUUUUGCGACACAUUUUGGUCAUAGAAGAAACUUUUUUUCCUGCUUAUUUUUUAAGAAAUUUGGCAACGCAAUUUUUUCAAAGAAACGUUAAUUUCAAAAUAAACCAAAAUACAAGCUAAAUUUUAGCGAGUUAUCAGCUCGAACUUUUCAAUUAAUCCAAAAUGAAGAAACAGCAUUGCAAAAAUUAAAAGUGAAGUUUCUAGGGCUAUUUUUUACCUCAUCAUCCCCAAAAGUUGUUGAAU
Messenger RNA from Notodromas monacha, 1021 nucleotides. Lineage: Eukaryota; Metazoa; Arthropoda; Ostracoda; Podocopida; Cyprididae. The record is from the annotation of a GenBank genome assembly.